AUGGCAAAAUACAUCCAAGCCGCAGCGACUAUGUCUUUUCGAAAACCCUCAGCUGACCAGUACGAAGGGCUUGGGUACAAUUCAAAUUUCGGGGGCCUCGUGAAGCAGAUGGAAGAUCUCGCACUCCAGCCAGCCAGACCUAAUCACAUCCCCAGCCCCAUCCUUUGCACAGAGCCGACACGCAACUUUCGCAGCAUGAGCUUCGACAGCCAACCCCUAGUCGGGAUGUCCAACGAACGCUCGUACCUUGUCGAAAACCUCCGGAGACAGCACGCGAGGGGCGAAAGGCUCUCACACGCCCUCAGCAAUGUGGAAACACAACUCGGGUCGGCGCAGAGGAAGAGCGAGGCAAGGAAGCUCAGAAAAGAAGCUGGUCUGCUGAGAAGCAAGAUUACUGAGGCCCGCAAGCAGGAGGAGCUGAUCACCAUGAGAUUGAACGAUCUGCAGAAUGAAGACCUCAAAUGCUUCUACCAGGCCCAACAGACCAAUUUGUGUCCAUACCCAUACUCGCCGCUACAGCCCUGGGGCCAGGUCCAAAUGCCUCCUUUAACGCCCCUGACACCAAUAUCACCUCUCACACCCUUGCCUGCAGGGCUCUUCUCUCCGGCGCCGGUGCCUCCGAGCCCGCUUGACUCUCCUUACUUCUUCAGCCCGACUUUCCCAGCAGUGGAUCCAUACGAGCAGGGACCGCAAAUCGCAAGCCUGGACCAGAUGAUAUCCGAAGCAGAGUAUGGUAAUGACGGCUCGUCGGUUGAGCUGCAAGACGUCAGGCGAUAUAGCCUGGUGGUGGAACCCGUCCGGCGGUGGUCGCUUGCUGACGCAUAUUCCCCCUCGCCAAAGGACAAGAGGAUGAGCAUGCCCGGACUGAAAACCAUCUGGCGCUUUUCAUGA
Messenger RNA from Diaporthe batatas, 891 nucleotides. RefSeq lists its product as uncharacterized. The record is from RefSeq and is a predicted model, not a curated record. The transcript has a single exon. NCBI's taxonomy places the organism in Eukaryota, Fungi, Ascomycota, Sordariomycetes, Diaporthales, Diaporthaceae. The coding region runs from base 1 to 891 and encodes 296 amino acids.